AACAAAGCAUUGUGGGAGUUCAAAGGUGAUGUAAUAUCCAAAAUGGCGACGACCAUGCAUCUACGAUCGCUCGCAAGAAGUCUACUUUUACCACGAUUAAGCACUGCCAAUUUGUGUAAAAAUAAUAAUCAGAGAAUACAAUGGCAGUCAACAGAGACACAGGAAGCCAGCAAUUCUCAAUCAACUGACACCAAGCCAACAGACAAGAGUCCGCCAGCAGAGGGCAGCAAACCAGAUGAGCAGACAGACCUCAGUGCAGUAGAGAAGACGCUCAAGGAAGAGAAAGAGAAACUACAGGCCCAGCUGGCUGAUGUCACAGAUAAAUAUAAGAGAGCGCUCGCCGAAACGGAAAAUGUCCGGACGAGAUAUAAACGGCAGCUGGACGACAGCAAGCUGUACGCAAUCCAAAGCUUCUGCAAAGACCUGCUGGAGGUGUCGGACGUCUUGGACAAGGCCACGGACAGUGUUCCCGAGGAGGAGCUGAAGAGGAAGGAGAAUGGGUCUCUGAAGACUUUGUAUCAGGGUCUGCAGAUGACGGGAACCCAACUACAGAAGGUAUUUAACAAGCACAAUCUCCACCGGAUUGACCCCAUGGGGGAGAAGUUUGACCCCAACCUCCACGAGGCUUUGUUUGAAGUCCCCGCCAUGGAAGGGAAGAACCCUGGCGAGGUCGCAGUAGUCACCAAAAUCGGCUACCGGCUCCACAGCCGGACGUUACGACCGGCUCUCGUUGGUGUGGUCAAGCAGUCGUGAUGAGCUAUCAGAUCAGGCGAUUGAGAUCAUGUGGACGGACUGUUAUGUAAUCUAGGGUGCUCCGUGUCGUAAAGGGAGAUAUUUUACAACUGCCACUUUUUUGUUCACACUGUCGUGACGUACUCAGAUCUCAACUGCAAAACCUAAAGGAAAGGGUCUCGAAGCCUCAUGAUAACAUGUGCUUCUUAUCCAUUAUUUGCAUGUUAUUAGGCAUAUUCUGGCUCUUUUUAUGUUUAGUAAUCUAUGUCGUAUUACUAUGGAAAGGUUGCUUGGAAGGCCGCCUUUAUUUUCAUCAGCCGUGAAUCUAAAAAUUUCACAUAAAUUGACUUGUUCUUUAAUGUGACCUACCACGCCCGUAAACGAUAUAAUAGUGUACAUGUACAUGUAUAGUUUUGGGGGAAAUAAGCCACCACGGCCAUUUCAUGAAAUGUUUGAAGAUUUAGUAGCGUUCAUUGUCAGCAAGUGCUCGCUUGCCUAAGUGGGGAAGAUCAGCCAAUUCAAUCUGAAUAAAGUGAUUAUGAUUCCCAAUUUUGAUCAAUUAAAAGUUACUCGCUUUCAGAACUCGUCCUUAACAAAACAGUGCAGUUCUGUCCUUGUCGCACCAUGGAAUUGCAUUUCAAGUAUCAUAAACCAGUACGUAGUGGUGUAUGAUAAAGUACAAGCUUCGAGGAAGAAUAAGUUUUUCCCAUCUUAUAAUGGAGUUUCUUUGCAAAGGGUAUUGUAAAAAGAUGGAACAGAUCAAGAAUAAACAGUCAUUUAGCAACACAG
Molecule: messenger RNA, 1521 nt
Organism: Patiria miniata (bat star)
Lineage: Eukaryota; Metazoa; Echinodermata; Asteroidea; Valvatida; Asterinidae
Product: grpE protein homolog 1, mitochondrial-like
Exons: 4
Coding region: 43-753 (236 amino acids)
Biological process (GO): protein folding; protein import into mitochondrial matrix
Cellular component (GO): PAM complex, Tim23 associated import motor
Molecular function (GO): adenyl-nucleotide exchange factor activity; protein homodimerization activity; protein-folding chaperone binding
Source: RefSeq, a predicted model, not a curated record